Messenger RNA from Racocetra persica, 385 nucleotides. Lineage: Eukaryota; Fungi; Glomeromycota; Glomeromycetes; Diversisporales; Gigasporaceae. The record is from the annotation of a GenBank genome assembly.
GAAAAUACUUGGGACAAAUUGUGGCAGAGCCAUUCUUCUAGUUUUUCUACACCAACAAGCUUGUUUAAAGAAAUUAAAAUGGAGAGGGUUCCACAAGCACUCUGUAAAGAAAAGGGUUCGCAAAGAAAAAAAGCACUUUAUGAGAAGAAGGCUCUGCAAGAAAAGAUAUUUCAAGAGGAGAAAAAUAUUCAAGGCACUCAAAUGGAAGAAAAAAUACUUCAACGAUAUAAAGUAGGAAAAUUUACAAAAAAGAAUCACCUAUCUAAAGCCAUUUUGCGUGGUAUUUUUGCUAGAUACCUGAUGUUUUUGCUUGGUGUGAUAUUCUUGUCUGGUAUGGUGUUCUUUCCUGGUGUAGUGUUUUUGCUUGAUGCAGUAUUCUUGCUUG